AUGGGCGUCUACUACGCCUUUGCCUGGGUGGCGGCGCUGCUCGCCGCCCUGCGCUGCCUCGUGCAGCUGCUGCCGGCCCCCGGGCUGUGGAACGCGCUGUGGCUGGUGACGCAGUCUGGGCUGGCCGCCACCACGCAACAGGCGCUGGUGCGCACCCUCGGGGUGGCAGGCGCCGCGGCCGGCGUCGACGCCGGCGUCAAAGCGCUCUACAUUUACGCACUGCAUGUCCCCCUGCUGCUGGACGGCUCCACGGCGGCCGACCCCUUUGGCGACGCGCGCUGGAGCAAGUGGAGCUUCUGGCUCGUCCGCGCCGCGCUGCCCGCCGCCGCCUACUGCUACGUCGCCGCGCUGCCCUCCACGCCGCACCGCGCCCUGCUGCCCGCAAAGCCAGAGCUCUCGCGCCAUGCCGCCUGCCUCGCCGCGGCCCACGCGCUCCAAGCGCUCGGCGCGGCGCUGGUCGGCAGCCGCGCGGGCGCGGGGUACUGCGUGUUUGGGGCGGGGGCGUGGCUGUACGACGCGCUGUUCCCGCCUCUGGUUUACUGCACGUUCCUGCUGGGCUUCUUUGGGGCGGAUGAGCUGGAUACUGACCUGUUGCUGUACUCUGAAAUGCGGGAGGCCGAGUUUGUGUGA
Messenger RNA from Monoraphidium neglectum, 630 nucleotides. RefSeq lists its product as hypothetical. The coding region runs from base 1 to 630 and encodes 209 amino acids. The transcript is spliced from 4 exons. NCBI's taxonomy places the organism in Eukaryota, Viridiplantae, Chlorophyta, Chlorophyceae, Sphaeropleales, Selenastraceae. Gene Ontology annotation, molecular function: G protein-coupled receptor activity. Gene Ontology annotation, cellular component: plasma membrane. The record is from RefSeq and is a predicted model, not a curated record. Gene Ontology annotation, biological process: G protein-coupled receptor signaling pathway.